AUGGCCGGAUCGAAGAGAUACCCGACGAACCGUGGCAAGCAGCCGGUUGCUGAUUUGCCUGAAGAUGAAGAAGAAUCCGUUGAGCAGGAGAUUGUCGCUGCCCUCGACCCGAAUACCCCGACCCCCGAACCACAGAGACCAGUUGAUGCUGGUGAAGAUGAUAGUAAUGGAGAAGGUUCCUCCAUUCGCGAACGGCUGCAGAAGACCCCGACUCGUGAACGAUUUCACGAACUCGCCCGCGAGUAUCAGAACUUGAAGAGGAAAGUCCAGGAAUUAGAGGACGAAGUGACAGUCCUACAUUCCGACAAGAUUGAAACCGAGAUUGUUAUCGAGUCGCUCACGCAGGAGCGAGAUGAAGCGAUCGCCCACCGGGAUAUCGCUAUCCGUGAGCGUGGUGAUCUUGCUUUCCGCCUUGUAAAUCUCCAGAACCAGAGUAGCUCCAGCACACCGAUGGUGGAAGCCAUUACGAACCGAAAGACAACAAAGAUGCCGGAUGCUCCGAUGUUUAGCGACGGUAAAAAAGUCCGAUUUGAAACCUGGGAGACUGUGAUACGACAGAAGCUCGAAGCAAAUGCCGACCACUACCCGUUGCCAGUACAUCGCAAGCUCUAUGUGCAAAGUCGUUGUGAAGGCAAGGCUCAGUUGCAUAUUGCACCCCGAAUGAGUUCUGAUUCAAGUAACGCAUACGUGGACGCCGAGGAUAUGAUUGUCCAUCUAAGGCCUGUCUUCGCGAAUCCGAAUCGACGUGCCGAAGCCUACACCGCAUAUCACAAAUUGAUAAUGACGCCAAAGGAUCACUUCACCGAUUUCCUUGCUGAAUUCAUGCAGCUUGCUGAAGAAGCUGCCGUGAUUGAAGAGAACCGUAAACGUGACUUGUACUCAAAACUACCAUACCUGCUCCAGAGCCAGGUGAUGUGGGCGGUCAACCAGGAUAUGGUUACGUUUGAAUCUUUCUCCAAGACUUGCCAGAGUAUGUCUCACGAGAUCAACCUCCAGCAGGAGGCAAAGACUAUUUCCCGCACGCGAGUAACUACUAUUCUUGGUAGUAGUGCAGGAACAACAACGACUACGAAGCCGACGUACACUCCUCGUGUGAAACGUGAAGAAAGCUCCAACCCCGGAAGACUCUCGAACUCCGAGCGUGACACCCUGAUGAAAGAAGGUCGAUGCUUUAACUGCAAGGAGCAAGGACAUAUGACUCGUGACUGUCCGAAGAAGAGACUAGCGAGCACCGUUGCUACAGCCCACCCUUCUCCCCGUAUCAUUGAACUCGACAAUGGAGAAGACAACGAUCAGGGAAAAGCCGAUGCCUAG
Messenger RNA from Penicillium digitatum Pd1, 1314 nucleotides. Its product is annotated as Zinc finger, CCHC-type. The record is from RefSeq and is a predicted model, not a curated record. NCBI's taxonomy places the organism in Eukaryota, Fungi, Ascomycota, Eurotiomycetes, Eurotiales, Aspergillaceae. Gene Ontology annotation, molecular function: zinc ion binding; nucleic acid binding.